Messenger RNA from Telopea speciosissima, 938 nucleotides. Its product is annotated as protein DMP3-like. Lineage: Eukaryota; Viridiplantae; Streptophyta; Magnoliopsida; Proteales; Proteaceae. The record is from RefSeq and is a predicted model, not a curated record. Gene Ontology annotation, biological process: endomembrane system organization. The transcript is spliced from 2 exons. The coding region runs from base 168 to 842 and encodes 224 amino acids.
CAGAUCCACCUUCAUCUCAAUUAUCAUAUCUAUAAGCUCCAAUCUUUAUUUACCUAUCUGCACAACAAUCUACAAUACAUCUCUUGCGUUCUGAGUUCUUACCUUCCCUCAAAUCAGAGUUCACUCCCGACAAUCACAAUCUCUCUUUCUCAACUUCCCUCUUCAGAAUGGAAACAGAAAUGUCUCUCAGGAGUAGAAGCAAAAAAGACACUGCUGGAUCGCCAGCAACAGAUCCAACCAGCUCAACAGAUGAUGAAAAGGAACCUCUGAUUCCAAGUGCUUCCUCAGAGUCAUCCUCUUCAUCGCAACGAGCCAUCUCUGCAACUCUAGCGAGCGCUGCAAACUUGGCAAACCUCCUCCCCACAGGCACUCUGAUGGCCUUUCAACUCCUUGUCCCAGUCUUCACCAACAACGGCAGCUGCGACUCUGUGACACGCUCUUUGACAUUGCUGCUGUUAAUGGUACUCUCUGUGUCUUGCUUCCUUAUAUGCUUUACAGACAGCUUCAAGUUAGAUGGGCAAGUUUAUCACGGCAUCGCCACCCCAAAGGGCAUGUGGCUCUUCGACUACUCAGGAACCACAGGUUCAAGUCUUCCUGAUCUCAGCAAGUAUAAGCUCAAGCCCCUAGACUUUGUCCAUGGGACCUUAACAGUCUUGGUAUUCUGUUCUGUCGCCUUACGAGAUAGGAAUGUGGUGAGUUGCUUCUACCCCCACCCGGAACACGAGACGCAAGAAGUUCUGGACAUUGUCCCUGUUGGAUUAGGGUUCAUCUGCAGCAUGCUGUUCAUGGUUUUCCCCACCACCCGACAUGGUAUAGGGUUCUCUGUUACUCCUGGGAAGUGAUUGAAAGCUUAUCCCUGCAUGGAUCAAGAUAGGAUUUCUUGUUUCUUAUUUGUAUUUUUGUUUUUCUUGCUAAAUAAUACAGACAGUCAACAGAAU